Toxoplasma gondii ME49 is the source of this 6348-nucleotide messenger RNA. RefSeq lists its product as hypothetical. The transcript has 12 exons. The coding region runs from base 1120 to 5178 and encodes 1352 amino acids. Lineage: Eukaryota; Apicomplexa; Conoidasida; Eucoccidiorida; Sarcocystidae. The record is from RefSeq and is a predicted model, not a curated record.
CACCGACAAAACUCAUAUCUAUCGGGGCACUGUAAUCGGUUUUGCCUAGAUGUCCCCGGACGCGCUCAGGGCUCCCAACGCAUGCAGCCGUUGAAUUCUCAAACUUGCGGUGUCGACGUGAAUCGCUUGCACCACGGAAAAACGCCUACCCUCUCUAUCGUUCAGUCUCCAGAGCUUUCCUGAAUGUAAUUCAGUGCCAUGCGUCUUUCGGUUUUCUCUCUGCAGACCUGACUCCCCUGGGGGCUGUGACGUGUCAGCCCAUCAGGCUGUGUUGCGCUAGAACAACAUGCAGCGCUGUUAACCGAAAACAACUCUUGCACACCCUUGAUAUCAAGAAGAUCUUCGGGGCUGAGCGCCUUUUCACCUCAACUGAAUUUGCCUGGCCUUGAACGCUUUGUGUAAAUGAACCGCCUACGUCGACUGGUGGGUGGCUUGCCAGCCCUUUGCGGCGGCUGCCUCUGACAGGCACCACGAGGAAAGGUGUUGGUCGUCUUUUUCGUUUUCGUCUGAGUUAACAUCCUUGUUUAUCCACUCUAGAGAAUUCUUCGACUCUUUCUCUACCUUCUGAUGUUCGUGGUAUGAAGGCGGUGCCCACCUAUUGCAGCCACACUUGCGUUUUAUCUCUUCUCUCAGCCUUGUUUGAUGAUCCGUGGCCGAGGCCUGCAUGCAAGUCACAUGCGAGAGGCGACAAGGCGGAUAAGAGGCGAUAUCUGACUUUUCCGAGAGUCGCUGCAUGUGCCUGUCAGUCCGGAUUUUGAGUUGGGGAAAAGGCGAAGCACGUGCUGCGUCCAGUUUCCAUUAUCGGAGAUCUAAUUUUCAAGUGUGCAUGCAGUCAGCUCUAGACUUUUCGCAGGUUCUUCACGUCCUUCGCCGCGUUGGAGUGCCUAAGCCUUUCGCGCGUGCACCGGCAGUCAAGCAGACACCGCCUGUUCAAGAAUAAGUGAUAAAACAUCUGUGCGUCGAAGUCGAUGGUUCUAAACGUUGGACACAGACUUUCCGGACAUCGCUGUUCCUUGAAACAUUUUUUUCUCGCGAAAGGGCUCCGAUUUUUUCUCGCCUCCGCUGUUUCAGUAUCCGGCUCCAUCCAGUCGUGGAUGUCAAACAAGGCUGAGAAGCGACAUGCCGCCCCUACGAGUCGAGGCCAGAGCGCUGUGGCGCCCUGCCUCGACCCUGUCGCCCUGCGGCCUCUGCAGCUCCUCAGAGUCUCUGCCUCCUCUCAGCUCUCUGAGCGGAUUUUCGGACUCCAGAGCAUGCGAAAUUCCUUCGCUGCCGCUUCGUGCAGUCCCGCCUCUAGCGCGUCGGCAUCUGUCUCGAUUUCUCGUCCGGUCGCGUACCCUCGCCUCUGCACAAGCGAUCUGGAGUGGCGUCACUCCCAGACAGACAGCGCAUGUGGUGCAUGUGGCGCGCGCCGCAUUUGUCUCAGCCGCGGAUCCACGUCGGCGCAGCCACAGCUUCAGGGCCAACUCCCAAGAUCCUUCGGUCUCUGGCAACCCAACCUCUGCCGGCGCUCUGGAACGGCACCGCGACUUCAACAGCGGAGAUGGCGCGACUUCGCCUGCUCCCCGACAUGUCGUGCUUCACCAGGGAACUCCACGAUUCAGAGCGUUUCCUCAGACGUUCGCUGGCCAGCAGAGCUACGCGUGUGGGCCGGGGGCGCUGGACAGCGGGCGGGAAGCUCGUUUCCAAGACGGACGCACCGUGCCGGACAGUUCGUCCAGCAGACAGCGCGUAGAAGCGAAGGCACAGGGCAGAGCGCCAGAGAGCAGAUGCGACAGCGGCGGCGGUUUGAUGCGAGAAGCGCCGGGGAAGCACGCGGGAGUCGUGGCGGAACUCGUCGGUGCACCGGGUGUCUGUACGCAGGAAAGAAAUGAGGCAGCCCUGGGGAGUGGGUGCGGUCGAGCGUGGAGUCGAGCAGGAGGCGAGGGGAAUUUCGCAGGUCCACACUUCGCGAGAGAUGUUUGUCGGGAGAAGAGCGACGAGACGGCUGGUGUCGAGCAGGACUCGCACGGACAGCUGAGCAGCUUCUCGAGCAUUGGCAUGGCCUUGAGACGAGCGGAGAAGGCCGCGCGCGCAAUCGACGUCUUGCAGCCCCGAGCGGCGUCUGCGGCAGAAGUCGCCGAAGUGGCGCGAAUGUGCGCAGAUGCGCAGACAUACGAGCGCGCCUCGACGGCCGCCGCGGCCGGGAUGGGAGACAUUCCGGAAAAGUGGAGACACAACAAGGUCGGGGUGCCCUUCAGCGCGAAGAUAACUUUUCUCAGAAAAAUGGCUUCGAUGCCCGAGGACUCGGUGCCCGUGGAGGAGCGCCACGUUCGCCUGUUCUUUGAGGAUGUGACUGGAAGUUUGCUGGAACGACUGUCGCUGCACCAGAGCAGUCAGGCGACUCUCUUCGAGGACAUGAGGAGCGCCGAGGAAGACACGGCGUUCCAGCGAAUGUCGGAGGACCUUUCGCGCUCGCUCCUCAUUUUCCAGGAAAGCGGUGCCGGCCACACAUCGCCGACAGUUGCGUCGCGGCGCGUGCACAAGCUCGAGGCGUCUCUGGAGGAGCUGCAGGCGAGGAAUGUAGCGAUGAGGAAUGACUUUGUCACCGCGAUGUGGGCGUUCUGCAUUCUCGGACUUCGCGGACACCUCAAGACACUCGGUCCGGCCUACGCGUCGUUGAUGCACUGUCGCCUCGAGCAACGCGGUGCAGCUGUUCAAGGCAGACGAGAAUGUGCAGCUCGAGAGUCGCGAGAGACGUUCGCAGAGAGGACUCUAACUCCGGAAGACGUCGAGUGCGCCUGCGGAGUUCUUGGAUAUCUUCGCCGAGCUCGUCUCUCAGAAGGCGUGGAAGCGAUUCUUGCGAUUCUCACUCGCGAGAACGGCGCAUGUCUUGCAGGGCUUACCGCCGAUGAACUCAGCCAGCUUCUCUACGAGACGAGGCCAAACCAUCCCUCUGGAGGCUGCGCGUCGAACUCAACGCGAAAAAGGCGAGACGUUCUGCUCAACCAGCUUUCGCUGCAUGCGCUCAAGGGCCUCCCAGGCCCAUCGCCAGUGCAUGCAGCGCGGGCAGCCAGCAGCGUCGUGGAAUUUCAGACGCCAAACAGAGAGGAGCAAGCGCGAGUACGCGAACUCGUUCUUCAGGCCCUCGCGGAAAAGCCUGAAGUGCUGCGAGACGCGCUGGUGGGCGCCGUCCCCGUCCUGCGCCUGCUGAUCGAGAGGCGAGAGAAGAAGGAACGCGGCAGCGAAGCACGGACGGAAGCGCCUGGUUCUUCGCAUUCUCUAGAGCAGGAAAGAGCGCUUCUCGCAACCACGUUGGAGGUCUUGAAUCAGAACGCAGAUUGCCUUCUGCCCCUCGAGCUACUGGCGCUCGUCCGUCCGUCUUGCUCCGCAAGUGCGAGAACGUCUGCAAACUCCCCACACACUCCACUGUCUCCACUGUCUCCGCUGUCUCCGCUGUCGUCGUUGUCCUCGUCGGGAGAGGGGGACAGUCUGUGGUGGUCGCGAGAAGGCAGCUCGAGAGAAAGAGACGCUGAGGACGGGAGGUCCGCUGCGGAGAGUCUUCUGGGGUCCUUGCCGAUUUCUGAAGAAGAGAAACACGCUUUGAAGAAGAGGAUUCUUGCAGAACUCUCUGUGCCAAAGAAUCUCUCCACGAUUGCGACGCGAGACCUUCUCGACGUCCUCUCUGACUCCGACACGAUGGCUGUUCUUCGAGAAAACAAAGAGAUUCUGGAAUCCCUCCUUCGAGCUGCAAUUGGCCGGACGCUGGAGCUGUCGAUUCCUUUCAACUUGCGCGUUGCUCUGCGCUUCUUUCUGCUUCAAAAAGAGCUGCCUUUCAGCGUCCCAAAGUUCUCCGAGAUUUUCAGUGCGUGCGCGCUGAAGAGCGCAGCUGCCGCCGAGGCUCUGCUGGACGAGAACCGAGAAGACAAGACACCCGGCUCUGCGCGCGCGACGGCAGACGUCGUGCUCGGCCUCUCGGAAAUCGAAGAAGCCUGCGACCUGCUCGAGCAACUCGAUGCGAUGAAUGACUUGGCUCCCGUCGCUUUCGCGAGGCAUCUGCUGCUUCAGGUGCCGCCGAGUUCUCAUUUCUCGUCAGACGGGCAUCAGGGAGCAGCGCCGACCGAGGAGACACACGAACAUCGCCAUUCUGAUGUGACGUCAGUCGGAUGCGGCGAAGACCGAUUGAAGGCUCAGAAGCUGGGCUCGUGGCUACGCGUCGCAGUUCGCGUGCUGUUCCUUACUGUCGAUACACACGGGCAUUUGGAGGCCUUCAACGCAACGGUGAGGAAUCGCCUCGUGGAAGCCGUGAACGUUUCGAGAGUCGCUGCCUCUUUGGCGGAUCCUUUGGCGGCUCUGAGUGGAGACGAACGAGUCCAGUGCCUCUGGAGUCUUUGCGUCCUCGACAGCCACCUCGUCGACGAACAAUUCCCUGCGUGCGAAAAGGCUCUUCUGCAUCCGCUCGAAGCUGCUGGAAACGCGACGGCCCCACAGAUGGACCUUCUCCAGACGCGGUCCGCUUUCCUCGUCCAACAUUUGGCGGAAACUCUGGAGAGUGAGCUGCCGACAUAUCGUGGGGACGCGCUCUGCCCUGAGACGCAGAGGCUUCUGACGGAAAGCGUCGCGGCGUUGGAUGGUUUUCAUGCGGCGGAGAAGGGGAAGAAGGGCGUUUUUAGGCUUGUUGGAUUUACACGCGAGCGAGACAGAAUGGCGCGAGAAAUCGCUGCUGAAAUGAAGGAACUGGGCGUGGAGGCCGCGGCAGCGUACUUGGAGUCUCUUCCCGACGGCCCUCAGCCAGAUCUGCGCCUCUCCCUGCCUCCUGCGCGGAGGUGCGCUGACAAGCUCGGACAGCGCAGCGGCUUGCUGCUGCUCCCGCUGACGCAGACCUCGUUUUCGUCGGUCGCGUCGCGCGCGGCUUCGAGAGACCAGCCUGCGUUCGACAGAAACAGCGAGUCCGCGGCGGAAAACCGCAGUUCGGUAUGGAAGCAGCCUGGAAGGCGGCGGUUGUCCGCGACUCUGCAGGACCUCUGGGCAGCGAAUAGAAGAAAGAAGCUGGAACUCGACGGGUGGAGAGUCCAGGAAGUCGCCGCAGAAGAGUGGAACGCAGUCAGGGGCGAUCCCGCACGCAGGCGCCGCCUUCUGCAACAGAAACUGGAAGGAUUUGUGACCUCAGUCCCGACUGUGGACGCAGGAGGCGCCAACUGACGACUGAGAACAGACGCCAUGUGCCUGCGGAAACAACAGAUGGAAAAGUGAUGGAGCAGGGGCAGCCGAAUGGAAAAAAGACCAAGGAUAGAACAGUGGACGUGAACAGGAGAAGGGAGGUGGUGGAAGCGUUCCUGAAUGCCGUUUCUAGCCGUUUUUGUGGUGGUAAAGCAAUCGCAUCCAAAACAGAAGGUUUGUGAGUCGUUUGUGUCGACGUCGCAACGAAAUAUUCGCACCGAUGAACCGCAUUUGAUCAAAAUGGUCGCACACAAGCUUGAGCUGCACUGCGUUGAAACGCAGCCGCUCUACCACAAGGAGAGGUGAAGCAAAUCGGGAAAAAAGGUGGAGAGACACUUUGCGAGGAACAUCCCGACAGCCCGUGAGCGUCAGAGUCGAACACAAAACGCACAGAAAAGGGGAUGUUCCCCUCCGAUGUCAACGCAUGGGAGUCCCCGUCGAUCUGAUGGAACGUCGAGUCUCGCGUCAGCCCUCUGGAGGGUCGAGCAAGUCUGUCCACGCUCUCCCUCCUCACUGUCGCUGCUUUCCCCUUUGUCGCUGGUACAGAACAGUGGCAAAGCCUCUCGGGUGUCGACUUCCAGACUGUGAGUCGCCUUGUGCAAGCCGGCUGUUUUCAGUGGGUUUCAAGAAAGAGACGGAAGUCUCACAUGGCCAUUCCGUUGCUGGCUGGCUGUUGAGAACUUUCACUGUUUACUCGACUUCUCGACUUUCCGCGGCACUGCCGUUGUCUCUCUGGUGCCCUCAGGACAAAGCUUGGUUGUCUGCUCUCAUUUAUGGAGUCAUGUUCAGUCUCCUAGGCACUGUAAUGCCUCUGACAUGGAUUUGCAAUGCCUGUGUUCAGCGGAACUCUUCGGUAUUCUACUGGGACGUCUGUGCAUGUUUUCCGAUGCCUUUUGUUUAUCGAAUCCGCAAGACUAUCGAUGCGCCCAAACGGACGCGAGUGAGCGCCAGAGUGCCUGUGUAGUGACUCACUUCACUUUCUUUCGCUAAACUCCCGCGGGGUCCGGCCAAGAGGAAGGCGUUGCUUGAUGUGCAUGGCUGGGGACGCGGUGAUCUCUUCUGAAAAGAACGAUGCAUCCAUGAGGUUGGAACCUUUCGCAAGUGAAAUGCGAAAAUACAAAACAGUCAGAGGAUACGAAAGUCAAGGUGGCA